Pleuronectes platessa (European plaice) is the source of this 1428-nucleotide messenger RNA. RefSeq names its product homeodomain-interacting protein kinase 2-like. Gene Ontology annotation, cellular component: nucleus; cytoplasm; PML body. NCBI's taxonomy places the organism in Eukaryota, Metazoa, Chordata, Actinopteri, Pleuronectiformes, Pleuronectidae. The coding region runs from base 1 to 1428 and encodes 475 amino acids. The transcript is spliced from 9 exons. The record is from RefSeq and is a predicted model, not a curated record. Gene Ontology annotation, biological process: intrinsic apoptotic signaling pathway in response to DNA damage by p53 class mediator; positive regulation of transcription by RNA polymerase II; smoothened signaling pathway. Gene Ontology annotation, molecular function: protein tyrosine kinase activity; transcription corepressor activity; protein serine/threonine kinase activity.
AUGUCCGACUUCAAGUCCGACUUCAAGUCCGACUUCAAGUCCGACUUCAAGUCCAUUGCCGACUUCAUGUCCGACUUCAAGUCCGACUUCAAGUCCGACUUCAAGUCCAUUGCCGAUUUCAUGUCCAACUUCAUGUCCGCCUUCAUGUCCUUUACUGACUUCAAGUCCGACUUCAAGUCCGACUUCAAGUCCAUUGCCGACUUCAUGUCCGACUUCAUGUCCUUUACUGACUUCAAGUCCGACUUCAAGUCCGACUUCAAGUCCGACUUCAAGUCCGUUGCCGACUUCAAGUCCAUUGCCGACUUCAUGUCCGACUUCAUGUCCUUUACUGACUUCAAGUCCGACUUCAAGUCCGACUUCAAGUCCAUUACCGACUCCAAGUCAGCCUUUAGAUUAUAUGACAACUUCACUGUGAAGGAAGGUGCCAAGCUGGACUGCAGGUACAAGGUAGUAGCCUUCGUCGGAGAGGGGGUCUUUGGAAAAGUUGCCAAGUGUGACGACAUUGAAACAAAACAAAAAAUAGCCAUCAAAAUAAUCAAAUUUGGCAAUAAAGAAGAAGCACAGAAAGAGAUUACAAUUCUCAAGCAGCUUCAGACACUGGAUGACAAAGGCCAUUUUGUGAGAUGGUAUGGCUCAUUUCUCCAUGAGGACUUCAUCUGUCUGAAGUUCGAGCUCUUGGACCUCAGCCUGUUUGAUUACAUGGUGCAGAGAAAUUUCGAGUCAAUGAGCAUGGCUGAGAUUCAUCCAGUUUUGUAUCAGGUGACAACUGCACUGCUGCAUUUGGAGGCCCUGGAAAUCAUCCAUAGUGACCUGAAACCAGACAACAUCAUGAUUGUGGAUCGCAGGCAGCAGCCACUGAAAGUCAAGCUGAUUGACUUUGGUCUGGCUCACCUUGUGUCCGACGUUGACGUAGUCAAAUGUGUGCAGGCUCUGUGGUUCAGGGCUCCAGAGGUCAUUCUUGGUAUCUCAUACAAGCAAUCAAUAGAUGUCUGGUCGCUGGCUCUCAUUGUAGCGGAACUUGCUGUGGCCUUCCCUAUCUUUCAAGCGAUAGAUGAACAUCACAUGAUGAAGUUCAUUGUGAACACAUUGGGUCAGCCACCAGAUGAUCUGCUUGAAGCUGGAGUGUACAGCAACACGUUCUUUAAUUCUCAGGGGGGAAUAUGGGAACUGAUGGCUCUAGAAGAGAUCGAGGAUCGUGAGGAAGUCAACGAUACGAGAUGUUUUAACUCUCUACAGGAAUUGGAGAAGUUGAUCUAUUGGGACCAUCACACUGAGGAGGCCGAGGUGCGAGACUUUGUGGACGUCCUUAAAAAGAUGCUGCAUUUGGACCAAAAUCAACGAAUAAGACCUCAUGAAAUGCUGGAGCAUCCGUUCCUCUCUGCUGGAGCCCACCAACACCAAGCAGCCUACCAAGUUCAUGGCUCUUGA